AAAAAUAAAAGUAUUCUUGAAUGGAAAAGGAAUAUAAAUUUGGAAGGAUAUGGAUAAGAACAAGUCUCAAACUUAUAUUUUGAGUGUAAAUGACUUUGGCCAGAAAAUCUGUACAUCACAAACAGACCCUAAUGAAAAAUUCAUUCUCGAUGAUGAUGGAAACAUGACUGAAUUCUUUCCCGAAAAAUCAAUGGGCACCGUCAAAUUAGACCCACAUGGUAACAUAAGUGAGGAAGACAGUAAUGACACUAAUAAUACUGAAAACCAAGAUAUUAUCACUCUGGAAGACCCCACUCAAUUAGGAAUAAUGAAUUCUUUGGAUGGUGUGUCUGAAUUUGAGGAAAACCUAAUGAAUGAAUUGGAUUCUGAUUUCAUGAAUUUGGUACCCAACCCUCAGUCUCAAUACAUAAUGCAGCACAUGGAUAUCAGAGAGCCUCUAUCAAAAUUGAGGAAGCUCAUUGAGAAUAGGCUAGGUGUGGGUUUGCAAGGUUAUGUUUUUGCUCUUCAGGGUGUUCAGAUAUUGGAAGAUCAUAAGAAUCUAGUUGAUCAAUGUGUACAGGGUGAAGGCUUAGUCCAAGUUAAUGUUCAAGUUCAAACAAAUGUCAAGAGAAUCAAUAUAAUUGAUGUACUGAAACCAGCUGAGGACUAUGUGCACAUAGAGGAUAUGGAUCAGGAAGAAAUCUCUGAAAAGGAAAACAUUGAGGAAACACCUGCUCCAGCAACUGAAGCCAAACCAAAAAAUAUAGUACAGUGGCAGGUGGAUACAAAUUAUAAAAAAGAACAGGAGAGAUUGAAAAUCCCCUCUGAUCCCAAAGAAUGGUCUACCCUUCACGUACGUCACUGGGUACAAUGGGCGGUGAGACAGUUCAAUUUGCCCAAUAUCAAGUUGAGCGAUUGGUGCAAAGAUGGCAAACAAUUGUAUGAGCUGACCAUACAAGAUUUCCAAAAAAUAGUACCCAGUGAUCCGGGGGAUGUGUUUUGGACGCAUCUGGAACUGCUGAGAAAAAUGAAAGUAGUUGCGACCAAAAAGGAAGACCCACCCAAGAAGAUUGUACCUAAAGUGAUGAAAAUUAAUAGGAUACCGGUGACCAAAAAAGACUUGAAAAUACUGAAUUAUUCGACAGCAGUUCGAUAUUUUGACAUUCCCAAUACGGGUACAAGUGGUAAUAAAACUGGCAAUAAUGGUCAAAUACAGUUGUGGCAGUUCCUUCUAGAACUGCUCACAUCAAAAGAGUACAAAUCUAUCAUCCAGUGGAUUGGCAAAGAGGGCGAAUUCAAAUUGAAUCAUCCCGAAGUGGUGGCCCAUCUAUGGGGUGAACGCAAAAACAAACCGAUGAUGAACUACGAGAAACUGUCGAGGGCUUUACGGUACUAUUACGACGGCGACAUGAUUUCCAAAGUGCACGGCAAAAGGUUCGUCUACAAAUUCGUGUGCGAUUUGAAACAACUUUUGGGAUACAGUGCGGUCGAAUUGUCGAAUUUGGUUCGGACCGGCAAUCCCAACGGCAGUCCGGCUGAUUUUUAUGGGCACUAGUCUUUUUUUUUUUCGGUUGAUUGUUGACAGGAAAGUAGUUUUAUGCACGACCGGGCGUAAAGUAGCACUUCACUGCCCAGUUUUGCGGGCGUAAAGUGGCAUUUUAGCGCCCGCAAACAACUUCAUUGCCCGACGGGGUACGUAUGUCAUACAUUAGAAGUUUUCCAACUCGCAGUUGCUAAUUGUUAUGCUGUUAUAAUCGAUUAUUCCCAAUCUACCUAAAAUAUUUUAGUCCUCCAGCUAUAUAGGGUGUGUCAGAAGUCGGCGCCAAGUUUCUCAUUUCGAAUAGAAAUCUACCUUUUUUUUUACUUGAUUCGAUUGGCCUUCUAAUUCUGAGUAUAGACAUGGAUAUUAUUUACGUAAACAGUUAGAAAACGCGUUAUUUUGCGAAACGAUUUUGUGGACUGACUCAAGUUUCGAAUCGUCCUCUACGCCACGUUACGAAUUGUGUAAAAUAAAAUAUUACAUAACUCGUGAUGAAAUGUUGAUUUCAACAUCAGUUACGUAAUAAACAUAUGGAUUAACGAAAAGAUUAAUGCAUUUUGUGCAGCUUCCUAGAUAUCACUUGGGGAAAUUUGAACUCAAAAUCAGCCAAUUUCCACUAAUGAAGAUAUAAGCGAGUCUAUUUCGUGAAGAUCGUCACUGAUGUGACUGUAACCAUAUUUUUGUUUGACGGAUA
Molecule: messenger RNA, 2213 nt
Organism: Phaedon cochleariae (mustard beetle)
Lineage: Eukaryota; Metazoa; Arthropoda; Insecta; Coleoptera; Chrysomelidae
Source: the annotation of a GenBank genome assembly